Messenger RNA from Alternaria alternata, 1237 nucleotides. RefSeq lists its product as hypothetical. Lineage: Eukaryota; Fungi; Ascomycota; Dothideomycetes; Pleosporales; Pleosporaceae. The transcript is spliced from 2 exons. The record is from RefSeq and is a predicted model, not a curated record. Bases 63 to 1142 code for a protein of 359 amino acids.
CAUUCGUUUCCACUUGUCGCUCAUUUCAAAUCACAUUCGUUUUAAGAAAACUUCUUGCCAUCAUGAGAUCUACAAACUUUGGAGCCGUUCUCGUUCUCGGCGCCUUGGGUUUGGCCAACGCCUAUCUUGUGGACCCACCGACAACAGCGGCGGCAGAUACUGUAUCAGACUGCAGCGGCUGGGUAGUCACUAUAUCCAGCGAUACUUGCUCAUCUCUCGCGACGGAUAAUUAUAUCAGCGAAGAUCAAUUGAAGACAUACAAUCCGUCGAUCGGCACGGAAUGUAAGCUUGUCGUUGGGAACUCCUACUGCAUCGAACAGAACUGGGGAGUACCACCGCCGCCGAAGCCUACUCCAUCAUCGACGGUGGCUCCUUCGCCGACCAAUGGCGUUGCGACUCCAUCUCCAAUCCAGUCUGGCAUGACCACCAACUGUAAUAAGUUCCAUCUUGUUGUGAGUGGUGAUGGGUGCUAUGAUUUGGCGUCCACCUACUCCAUCUCUCUGGAUGACUUCUACGCUUGGAACCCUGCAGUCGGCAGUGAGUGCACAAGCCUCUGGACCAAGACCUACGUCUGUGUUGGCUUGAUCGGUAGCACACCCACGCCGAAGCCCACCGUCACUCCUGCUCCGUCCACGACGAUGAAGCCAUCGAGCACUGUCAAGACGUCUACUGGCAACGGAGUCGCAACGCCGACGCCCGUACAGCCAAGCAUGGUUCCAAACUGCAACGGCUUUUACCUCGUCAAGGCUGGAGAUGGAUGCUAUGAUAUCGCUGCAGCAGCAAAAGUCCCUCUUGACUCAUUCUACCAGUGGAAUCCCUACGUUGGGACCGACUGCUCGAAGCUAUGGUCUGGUUACAAUGUCUGCAUCCGCACAAUUGGAUUCACUGCACCGGCCUCCUCAACGUUCAAGACCUCUACUGUCCCAACCACAACGAAGCCAGCUUCCAACACACCGACUCCGGUACAGCAAGGCAUGGUGACGGGCUGCAAGAAGUUCUACAAGGUCGUGGCUGGAGACGGUUGCUGGGACAUCGCUAAUAACAACAAAAUUGCUUUGGAUGACUUUUACAAGUGGAACCCAACCGUGAAGACGGAUUGUUCCGGCUUGUGGGCACAAUACUACGUUUGUAUUGGUAUCUAGUGGGCAGAUGAUCUGCCCGCACCUCUGACAGGUGAUUAUCCCGGCCUGGGAACUUGGCUGUAUACUUUUCUUUGUGAGAUUAUGCUUUUGUAAAC